This is a messenger RNA of Patiria miniata (bat star), 1956 nucleotides long. Its product is annotated as mucin-2-like. Lineage: Eukaryota; Metazoa; Echinodermata; Asteroidea; Valvatida; Asterinidae. The coding region runs from base 173 to 1267 and encodes 364 amino acids. The transcript is spliced from 3 exons. The record is from RefSeq and is a predicted model, not a curated record.
CGUAUUUUACUGGCAGGCUGCUGGGGUUCCAUCAAAAUCGGGGCGUCACUUUGACCCGUGACAUCAAACAAGAACUUCAAAUCCACACUGUCGCGCAAGUAGUUCAGGAAGUGUUUUAAACUCGGCAGGAGAAUCAUUGACUUAUCAUAAAUACCAGCCCGUCGGAAACAAGAUGAAGGGUCGAACCCAGUUACUGGUGCUUCAUGUACUAGCCACAUUGCUGGUUCUUCUUAUUUAUGCUACGUUGGCAUCAGCCACACAAGAUAGCGGUACACCACCAACGACUACCAGUACUGAACGAUUGACGACAACACAAGAAGCGAUGGCCUCGACCAAAGAGCCUCCCGUUUCAACAGCAACGACACCAUUGAAUUCAGAAUCAAUGACAACCACAAUUCAAUCGAAUGUAACCAUCCCUAUGCAGCCAGAGGCGCCUUCAACGACACCUGCACAGUCCACGACUGGUCUAACAAAUACCACCCAAAACUCUUCAGAAUCACUGAUGACCACAAACCAACCCAAUGUAACCAACCCUAUGCCGCCUACAACAGCGCCUGAGCCUCCACCAAUGACACCUGCACAGUUCACGACUGAUCUAACAAAUACCACCCAAAACUCUUCAGAAUCACUGAUGACCACAAACCAACCCAAUGCAACCAACCCUAUGCCGCCUACAACAGCGCCUGAGCCUCCACCAAUGACACCUGCACAGUUCACGACUGAUCUAACAAAUACCACCCAAAACUCUUCAGAAACACUGAUGACCACAAACCAACCCAAUGCAAGCAACCCUUUGCCGCCUACAACAGCGCCUGAGCCUCCUCCAACGACACCUGCACAGUCCACGACUGGUUUAACAAAUACCACCCAAAACUCUUCAGAAACACUGAUGACCACAAACCAACCCAAUGUAACCGCCCCUAUGCCGCCUACAACAUCGCCUGAGCCUCCUCCAACGACACCUGCAGAAGCGAAAGUAACCACCGCUAUGCCCCAGAGUACAUCAUCUCCUGAAAGCCCAGGUUUAUCGGGAGGCGCCAUAGCUGCGAUAGUUCUCUCAGUACUGCUCAUCGUGUUGGUCUUGGUUGUUGGUGGCGUCCUAUGGCGACGCAAGCAUGCACGCCCGGACGACUUGACCAUGCCCCUUGCUGAAGAGUGGACCACGCCAGAUGGGUUUGAGUCUCGUUACCAGCCAGAUGCAGAUGAGAACCGACCUCUUGUUGAGGGUGAUAUAACCUGUUCUCUUACGGACGCAACUGCUGUGUAAAUUAAAAAUAUCGCGAGUCACGACCACGCCAAUAGAAAAUAAUAUACCAUACCGUACUGUUUCAAUGAAGUACUCUUGAAAUGUUUAGGUUUAAUUAAUACAUACUUCAAGUGAUAAAUACAGACAACUUGUAGACUAUACCUGGUCUUGUACUUGCAGUCUACCUAUAGUCUUCACGGGAAAAAAAACACAAAAUAAUACAUUUAUAGAGUGGCAAUGCCCUGUGCAUAUUUCAAUCAGUCUCAGUCCAACGUGCACGUUUCGAGCUAGACGACUGCACCUUUGGCCACGGGUUUCACACCUGAUCCUUAAUAUUGGACAGUUUGCGAACGGGAUGCAAUUCUUCGAGUUGCUCAUUUUAUAGUCAUUCACUUUUGGAGAAUCAUAUUUGAAAAGAUUAUGUCUGGUUUCUGAGCCCCUCUCUGAGUGACUCUCGAAACCACGUGCACAAAAAUUGGCCAAUCAUGAUCCCACAAACCCGUGAGCGAAGAGGUAUGGUCGUGAUGUCAUGCUGACGUCAUCCUGAUAUAGUUUUGAAUAGGUGUGAACCAUCAGUGGGGUACUGUUUCAUAUUAAAAGGCACUGAUGUAUUGGGCCUCUGCUCUCCUCUGUAUGAAGUGCUCUGUACCUGAAACAGUAUACUUGGAUUUAGAGUGAAAAUCUCGGGGCCUAAAGGGCAUGUACAUAAA